UCUUGCAAUGAACACACGUAGAGGUCUUAGUCUUUCGACACAUGUACUAGAUACGUCCCUAGGAACUGCAGCUGCAAAUCUCAAGGUGACAGUUCAUCGCUUUGAUGACGAAUCCCAAAAGUGGCAAGCUGUGCGUGCCAAGCAAACAGAUCCUGACGGCCGCUGUAAUGUUUUUGAGCAAAGCGAAUUUCCCAGUGCUACCUACAAGUUAACAUUCCAUGUGGGCGCCUAUUAUGUCGGAAAAAAUUUGAAAACACUAUAUCCAGCUAUUGAGAUAUUAGUAGAUUGCACUGACGAUCAACACUAUCACCUACCCCUCCUCUUAAGCCCAUAUGGCUAUACAACAUACCGUGGCUCAUAAUAUUGUAAAACCCAUUCCACAAUAAAUAUAAAUGAAAUAACUUGCAUAAGAUAUGAAGUGCUUAAACCAGAA
This is a messenger RNA of Scaptodrosophila lebanonensis, 433 nucleotides long. RefSeq names its product 5-hydroxyisourate hydrolase 2. NCBI's taxonomy places the organism in Eukaryota, Metazoa, Arthropoda, Insecta, Diptera, Drosophilidae. The record is from RefSeq and is a predicted model, not a curated record. Gene Ontology annotation, molecular function: hydroxyisourate hydrolase activity. The coding region runs from base 8 to 361 and encodes 117 amino acids. Gene Ontology annotation, biological process: purine nucleobase metabolic process. The transcript has a single exon.